Sceloporus undulatus (fence lizard) is the source of this 2300-nucleotide messenger RNA. RefSeq names its product adaptor related protein complex 3 subunit mu 1 (gene AP3M1). Gene Ontology annotation, cellular component: cytoplasmic vesicle; clathrin adaptor complex. Bases 224 to 1480 code for a protein of 418 amino acids. Gene Ontology annotation, biological process: intracellular protein transport; endocytosis. The transcript has 9 exons. The record is from RefSeq and is a predicted model, not a curated record. NCBI's taxonomy places the organism in Eukaryota, Metazoa, Chordata, Lepidosauria, Squamata, Phrynosomatidae.
AGCCGGGCCCAACGCCUGAGUGACCCAGGAAGAGGGCUCCCUGGGAGUGAGUUGCUCCGAAGGCACUAGGAGGCCUCUAAAGCCUUGGAGGAGGCCUUCUCUCUAGGCACAGGCAGUCUGCCGAGGCGCCCUGCUGGGGUGGAGCGAGGGCUUCGAUCGCGGCCAUCUUUUGCCUGCGUUUGCUGCUGCUGCUGCUUCUGGUGGAGCUGGCGCUGAAGGGAAAAUGAUCCACAGCCUGUUUCUUAUAAACUGUUCUGGUGAUAUAUUCUUGGAGAAACACUGGAAGAGUGUUGUUGGACAGUCUGUGUGCGAUUAUUUCUUUGAAGCUCAGGAAAGAGCAGCUGAUGUUGAAAAUGUGCCUCCGGUCAUCCCCACGCCUCAUCACUACCUCAUCAGUAUCUACCGGGAUAAAAUAUUCUUUGUGUCUGUCAUACAGUCAGAAGUGCCACCACUCUUUGUCAUUGAAUUCCUUCACCGUGUAGCAGAUACUUUCCAGGAUUACUUUGGAGAAUGUUCCGAGACUGCAAUUAAAGACAAUGUUGUUAUUGUGUAUGAGCUUCUUGAAGAAAUGCUGGACAAUGGCUUUCCACUGGCAACGGAAUCCAAUAUCUUAAAAGAGCUCAUUAAACCUCCCACGAUCCUGCGUUCUGUUGUCAAUUCCAUUACAGGCAGCAGUAAUGUGGGUGAUACUCUUCCAACGGGCCAACUGUCAAACAUUCCAUGGCGAAGAGCAGGGGUGAAAUAUACAAAUAAUGAAGCCUACUUCGAUGUGAUUGAAGAAAUUGAUGCCAUUAUAGACAAAUCUGGUUCCACGGUCUUUGCAGAAAUCCAAGGUGUCAUUGAUGCCUGCAUCAAGCUUUCAGGGAUGCCUGAUCUGUCCCUAUCUUUUAUGAACCCAAGACUUCUGGAUGAUGUUAGCUUUCAUCCUUGCAUUCGGUUCAAGCGCUGGGAGUCAGAAAGAGUUCUCUCCUUCAUUCCUCCAGAUGGAAACUUCAGAUUGAUUUCAUAUCGGGUUAGCUCACAAAAUUUAGUGGCCAUUCCAGUGUAUGUGAAACAUACAAUUAGUUUCAAAGAAAAUUCAUCUACAGGAAGAUUCGAUGUUACAGUUGGACCCAAACAGAACAUGGGGAAGACAGUGGAAGGAGUCAUAAUGACAGUAAAUAUGCCAAAAGCUGUACUCAAUAUGAACCUUACAGCCACACAGGGGAACUACACAUUUGAUCCUGUCACUAAAGUGUUAACAUGGGAUGUUGGCAAAAUCGCCCCUCAGAAGCUGCCUAGUCUUAAAGGCAUGGUGAAUUUGCAGUCUGGAGCUCCCAAGCCAGAAGAAAAUCCCAGCCUGAAUAUUCAGUUUAAGAUACAGCAGCUAGCUAUUUCAGGAUUGAAAGUAAAUCGCCUAGACAUGUAUGGAGAAAAAUACAAACCCUUUAAAGGUGUGAAGUACAUCACAAAAGCAGGGAAAUUCCAAGUGCGAACAUGAAACAUGGGAUCCCAGUCUUCCUGGCAGAUAAAUGUUGGAGGGGGAGUUGUAUGUUGUUGGGGUUUUUUCCAUUUGAGGGAGAAAUUAGACUUAUUGAUUUAAAAUACUUAAAUGCCAAUUAAUCAUUCCCAUGCACUGUUGCUCUUCAAACUAAAUCAUAGUUUAAUUAAUAGGUCUUUUUAUAUGUGGCUUUGAAAUAGAAAUACAAUUUUCUGUAAUAAUUUCCUUUUGGUGGACCUCUUGGUUCAUAAAUAGUAACUACAACCUGGGACUGUCCACAGAGCCAGCAAACACCAUACACUGCCAAGCAAACUACCAAAGCACAAGAAGAAUGCAGGAAUGUCGGAACACAGAGUGGACCCUGCUUUGAAUGGAAAGAGGUUAAUGUGCUAACUUAAAAACCCUGUUAGAAAUUGUUGUUGUUAUGUAAUACUUUUCAAGGCCUUGUAGGAAAAGAGUGGGACUAGAAGUCUUUUUCAGUUCUCUGAAAAAUGUCUCUUCAGUGGCACAAAAAAAGGUUUUCCCUGCAUUGUUUACAACCUGCUGCCUUUUCAGUCAAAACUGUUUGCCUUAUCAGCUUGUGAAUUCAGCAGACAAUCUGUAGCCAAGCAUAGAUUCACUAUAACUUGCUUUACUUUGCAGGUGAAAAAAUGUAUGGAAGUGAUAUCUUUGCACAGUUUAACAGGUACCACCACUCUGAAAGUGUCUUUCCACUUUAUACCCCGUUGUGUGCCAUUCAUACCUCAAGAGUAGCUCACUAUAGGCACAGCAAACUUUAAAGGUUGUAUUGCUUAUUUGUAAUAAAAUAAAAGGGAACUCA